GUUCGAGUCAGCGCUCCUACAUGCGUCCAUGUUCAGGCCCCAUACACAUACACAGCAGCAGCAACAGUAGCAAUAGUGCCAAAAAUAGUACCAGCAAUAGUACCAGCAAUAGUAGUGGUAGUAGCAGUAGCAGUAGCAGUAGCGACAGCAGCAGUAGCGAUAACAGCAGCAGCGGCAAAAGAUGACAGACAGACUGGCGCUUUACCUUAGGAGAUGAACCCUACGUCUGAUACAGCAAUAGGAAGCAAUCCAGAUCGGCAUCGGGUAUAAAAAGACACCUGCCUCCCUACCCUCUUUGUUUUAUCUCUUUUCUCUCUCCUUCAUCUCCUAUCUAAUUUCAACUUCAGACUUCGACCAGCGACGACUUCGACUUCGAUCCUCCACUACCAUCGUCAAUUGAUCUCCUCCAGGAAACACCAGCAAGCAGCUAUAGCAAGUAUGACCCAGCAGCAGCAGCACCAAGCACGACUCGCCUUCAUCGGAGGGGGCAACAUGGCCGAGGCCAUCCUCGGCGGCCUCCUCGCCUGCGGAUAUCCCCUCUCCCAGUGCGUCGUUUCAGAACCCAUCCAAGCCCGCUGCGAGUUCCUCCAAUCCAAAUACCCCGGUCUCCAGACCCUCUCCGGCCCACGCUCUAACCAGCUCGCCAUCAGCGGCUCCAGUGCCUCGACCUCAACCUCGGAUCUCAUCCAGGACGGUUCCAUCCAGGUCAACCCCACGGCAGCCUCGACCGACUUUGCCCCUGCCGAGGUCGUCAUCCUCGCUGUCAAACCCCAGGUCCUGCGAUCUGUCGUCGUCGAUCUCGCCCCUCUCCUCCGUGCCAGUCAGCCCCUGGUCAUCUCUAUUGCAGCAGGUAUCGAAACCAGUGCGAUCACACGCUUCAUGGCCGAGGAUCUCCUCUCUUCGGACGACGCCCAGACCACGACCGCAACAACCGCCACCAAAAAACUGCCCCCCGUCAUUAGAGUCAUGCCUAAUACCCCCGCGCUCGUCCUCGAAGGCGCCGCAGGAUUGUACGCGACUGCCGAUGCGACUGAAGAACAUCGUCGUGUGGCCGAAUCGCUCAUGGCCGCCGUAUCAAAGCAGGUUUGCUGGGUCGACUCUGAGUCCUUGAUCGACACCGUCACAGGAAUCUCAGGAUCGGGACCUGCGUAUUUCUUCCUGAUGAUGGAGGCCAUGGAGGACGCCGGUGUGGCCCUGGGAAUGGAUCGCGAGACCGCCAAGGCAUUGACCAUCCAGACCUGUCUCGGGGCAGCCAAGAUGGCCCAGUUGAGCGAGGACGAUCUCAAGACCUUGCGGGUCAAGGUCACAUCGCCCCAGGGAACCACGGAUGCGGCGAUCAAGGCCUUUGAGGCGGGUGGAUUCCGUGAGCUGAUCCAAAAGGGCGUCACUGCCGCAGAUGCCAGGAGCCGCACUCUUGCCAAGGAGCUGGGAGGCGCCAAGUUGUAACAUAGUACCCUUUCAAUUACUCUACUCCCUUUACGAAUAGAUCUUUCUCUCCUUCAAAAUCCACACUUGCAACGUGGAUAGAUUCUCUCUUGCAUUAUGUUCUGUAAAAUAAAUUCUCCG
This is a messenger RNA of Gamsiella multidivaricata, 1566 nucleotides long. RefSeq names its product pyrroline-5-carboxylate reductase dimerization-domain-containing protein. Gene Ontology annotation, molecular function: pyrroline-5-carboxylate reductase activity. Lineage: Eukaryota; Fungi; Mortierellomycota; Mortierellomycetes; Mortierellales; Mortierellaceae. The record is from RefSeq and is a predicted model, not a curated record. Bases 439 to 1446 code for a protein of 335 amino acids. Gene Ontology annotation, biological process: L-proline biosynthetic process. The transcript has a single exon.